AUGGAGGCGGAGGUGGAGGACGAGAUACCAGGUAAAAAAAGAAGACUAUGACCAAAUUUUCUAUUCCUUCGCGGGGUUAUAAAUUGUUUGAGUUUAAUAGGCAGAGUAGCCAAGGUAGCAUAGCGUCGGUCCACAGAAAACAUAUUAGCCUCUAUUUGGGCUCGCUGGUUUAUGAUACAUAAACCCUUUAAUCUGACUUUUUCUACUUUCAAAUGACAGUUACGUGUGUAAGACAGAUGUGAGUAAUGAAUCAAAUUAUUUUAUCCGUUCUAUACUUGAAGUCAAAAGUUGUUUUGGACACAUUUCAUGGUUAAUUGGUAAAACUGUUAUUAAUGGGUCUCUACAUACGCCUUUGUGACGAAUAUCUAAUUUGUUUUUAUUCUUGAUUUAUUCUUAAAUGAGUAGUUAUGUUUUGAUAGAGUUUAUGCAUUUAAAUGAGCUCCAUGAUAAUCAGCUGCUUCAUAAAAUUGUUAGUACAAAAUAGUACAGUAAUGUGGUUACACCGUUAGAAAGUAAGUAAACCACUGGUUUAAGAUCAACAAAUAUUUGGCCUUUUUAUUUCUUAUCGACCUUAAACUGAUUCAUUACGUUGGAAGUUUCAUUUAUUUUAUUUUUUUCGAACAUGUGCCAGCAACACGAGAAAGGAAACUGAAAACAAACAAAUAAAACCAAUGAGAAUAUUCAAAAAAACAAUAGCAAUAAUCAAAGUGGGAAAAAAAGUAAUUAUGUUAAUAAAUAAAUAGAUAAAUAAAUAAGCUAAUAAUAAGGUGAAUCCAACAUGUCUGAAAAGGAAUAGGAUGAAGCAUUAUGCUCUUUUUUUAAAACUUAACCCUUAUCCUCUACUCAAUAUACAGUCAGUCUCCAACACAUUUACAAUAUAUUUACAAAAAAUAGAACAUAAAUACAGUAUAUAAUUACAUAAAUCAUUUAUCAAAACACCCAAUGGUUAGAGCCCUUCUUCCUUCCUCUACCUGGUGAAAAUCAUGUUUUUGUGCUGCUUUUUAAACUGGGUCAUGCUUCGGUUAAAUGUCACAUGAAUCAGUUCGAAUACUUCAUUCCUCUUUUUCUGACAGAAUCAGGAGCAAUUUUUACUUUUGGACGAAGCAAAUUUGCCGACAAUGUGCCAAGCAAAUUCUGGCUGAAAAAUGAUGUCCCUUUGGAAAUCGCUUGCGGGGAUGAACACACUGCCUUAAUAACAAGUAAGAGCCAUUUUUUGAAAGUGUAAUAUGGUGAUUGUAAUUCAUACAACUGUUGUUUUUCUGAUUAAUGAGAUUAAUUUUUGUCCCAGUCAAGAAAUCUUUUACAUAAUUGCACAAACUUCAAUGAAAAAUAAUAUUUUUUCACAACACUGAAAUAACCCUGCAAAUCUUUUUGUGUUUGCUUUGCUAGAAAAUGGGAAACUCUUCAUGUUUGGCAGCAACAACUGGGGGCAGCUCGGUUUGGGAUCUAAAGUGACAGUGAACAAGCCUACGUGUGUCAAAGGUUGGUCUUUAAAUAGAUAGCUCUCUGCUCCAUAUUUUAACAGAAAAAGUGAGAGUAUUGUUGUACUAGUAUUAUUCUGAAGACAUGGUGUAAACAUAAAUAUAAACUGUAAAAAUAAGAACAGUCAGAAUUCUAAUCUCAUCACUAAAGAAACCUCUACAUGAGUCUAGAGAGUGGAAGAACCAAGCUCAAAGAGAAACCUAGAGAUUUGUUGCCAUUGUAAUCCCAAUCUGGAGGGUCCCUAAUCUGAUAUAAUCUAGAGAAGCAGAGAGAUUAUUGGUUGCUUGUAAAGUUUCUGGGCACAGCCGCUAGUAUGAAAGAAUUUAAAGUAUAGUAUGAUUAUAUUUAAACUGUAUACCAACCUCUGAUGAAGACUGAGAGGUAGAACUCAAACCUCCAGAGUGAGCCUCUGACUCUAACUCUCCAACGUGUUUUUGUAACAAAGAUUGUCACUGUGUUUAACAAUAUUCUUUUGUAUGUUUGCAGCUUUAAAGUCAGAGAAAGUUCAGUUUGUGGCCUGUGGAAGAAAUCACACUCUUGUCUGCACAGGUCAGUCUCUAAAAAGGGAUUCUGCUUUUAUUGUGAGUCCAAAGCAAUUUUGGUUUGGGUGAGAAAUUUGGUGACUUUUCCUCUCCAGCUCGGGGAAGAGUGUUCUCCUCGGGGGGGAACAGCGAGGGUCAGCUGGGGCUCGGUGACUGUGAAGAGAGGACUGCCUUUCAAAUCAUUCACUUCUUUGACUCACAAGGACCAAUACAAAUGCUUGCUGCAGGUUCAAACACAUCUGCUGCUCUCACAGGUAAAUCACAAAUGUAAAUACUUACCAGACUUUUUUUCAGUUGUAUUUGACAUGUACAUGCUUGAUUUUAGAUUUAUUUGUUUUUAAAGUGGUUGAUGUUUUUGUAAAUUUUCAUAUUUUUGCUGCUUGAAUGAGUUUUCAAUCCAAAGGCAAUAUAAAAUUGACGCUUUGAUUAUGAAUUAUCAUUUUAUUUAUGAAUUAGUCAAUCUGUGUUUCAUGAAAAUAAUUAAAUUAUCACAUUAAGGGUGAAAAAGGAGAACCUAAAGGCUUUAUUUCAUAGAAUAAGCCCUUUUACCAGCCUCCUAUUUUUCAUAAAUAAAGAUCCUGGGUUAAAGUAAGGUCGAGCAAAACCAAGUAAUGCCAAUGAGCUUUUCUCUGACUGUCACAGACAGUGGGAAACUGUUCAUGUGGGGUGACAACACAGAGGGUCAGAUCGGUUUGGGUAACGACAGCCAUGCCUCCUUGCCAAGGGAGGUCAGCGUGGGACGACCAAUUAGCUGGGUGUCCUGUGGAUACUACCACUCUGCAUUAGUGACAGGUAGGCACAGCAGGGGUGUUCCUUAACUUAAUCUUAUUAUUGGUUUAUUAUAAUGUGUCUUCACUUAUGCAUCCAGACUUAAAAGAAUCUGAAACAAAAUCCCUUUUCAGCUUUGAAUACACUCUUUAAGAAAUGUCCGUUCUUAUGAUAUUUAUUUGAUAAAGAGAGUUCAGAUUAAACACAUGAAUCAAUGUUUUCUGUGUAUCAGCUGAUGGCUCUCUCUACACGUUCGGUGAGCGUGACAGUGGUAAACUGGGUCUGGGCACUGAACAGCUGCCUCAGCAUCGAGUCCCUCAGCUGGUGAAGAGCAUCAAGGAGCCUGUGCUGCGGGUGGCCUGUGGAGGAGGACACACAGUGGCUUUAACAGGUAGGAAACUAUAAUCUACAAAUAAAGCUAAAAAAAAAACCCUUCUGAAUGAAUUACUUGAGAGAAACGAAGAAAAAGUUUGUCUUUUGUGAACUUCCUGUGUCUGUAUGUGACCCGUGUUUCAGAGGGUGGCAUGUACACGUUUGGUCUCGGCCAAUUUGGACAACUUGGUCAUGGGACGUUUAUCUUUGAGUCCCGGUUGCCCCGACCUGUUGAUCAUUUCAAGGUGGGCCGAGUGUGUCAGGUGACCUGUGGAGAGAAUCACACCGCCGUCAUCACAGGUGAAUGUUGCCCCUGGACUUCAAUCCACUCCCAUAUCAGAUUCCUGUCUGUUCCUGAGGUCUCUUGUUCUGUUUGACCUUUUAGAAAGUGGUCUGCUGUACACCUUUGGAGAUGGUCGACAUGGGAAACUGGGACUGGGAGAGGAAAAUUUUACCAACCAGUUCAAACCCACACUCUGUCCACGUUUCCUCAAGUACAAAGUUCAGGCAGUAAGUGUUUAAAUCAAGGACACUUUUCUCACGUGUUUGUCUUCUUGUUUAGAAAUUGUGAAAAAAAGAAAAUUCUGCUUAAAUUGGAACAAGCCCUCUGAGAAUAUUUGUUUUUUCACUGUCCAUGAGUGUAUUUAUUACUUCAAAUUAAAAAGGUGUCUAUGUGUAGGCUACAUGUGGCGGUUGUCACAUGGUGGUGUUCGCCCAUCCAAGGGAUCAGAGCUGUGGUGAUGUGACCCUGGAAGAAGACGACGUGACAGAAGAUUAUCUGGAGAGGCCGUAUGUGGAGCUGCUGGGGACUGGUGACUCCUCUAGUCUGCAGAGGAGCCUCUCUGCUCGGGUCCGCAGGCGAGAGAGGGUGGGUACAGGACAGGAGAUACGGACAUAAGUGGUUCAAACUUGGAUUCAGACUUUUAAAUUUCAUUAAAACAGAUUAAAUCAGGACUUAAAUCUCAAAUAAAGAGCAGCCAUCCAGUUCUCUCAAAGUGCACUCUUUCUCCUCUGUAAACUCAUGAGCCGGCAUUCACCUCCACGCUUUCCCCUCGGACUCCAUCAUACAGGAGAGAUCUCCGGACCAGUUCGGCGCCAUGUUUCGCACGCUGCCUGUCAUGGUGACCGGCCACCUCCACCCGCUGCUUCCCAUCUCCAGCCAGACCAUCCCGCCCAGGCUGCCUCCACCAGAGCUGAGCCACAGAAAGGUGCUCAACGGCACUCACCGACACGGGAGUGCAGGGUCAAUGCACCAGGGUACCUACCUCACCUCCAACUCCAACUCCACCUCUUCCUUCUCUUCAUCUUUAGUUUAAUUUUCCUAUUUGUAACUGUUUGUUUAAACUGAGUGGGCAGGAAAGAAAAAAUAUCUGAAAAUAACCCACAAAAGUUAUAAAUCGAACAAAGAUCAUCAUUCAAAGUCAUUUUUAGUCUCGCUAAAGGAGCAGUUUUUGUUUAAAGAUUAGUUUUUCUGACAGCUGAAAGAUGUGUGGAUAAAACAAAGGCUGGAAGAAAAGUUUUUUCUUGUUUUUUUGACACACUGGAAUUAUUUUUUAAUAGUUUUUUCACUGAUUUAAAAAAAAUACUACAGUUCAGGCAGGACAACCCUAAGAAAAUCGGUCACAGUGAGGCAGUUGAACAACAAUUACACACACAAUAUGUUUAAAAGUGACGUCCUGGAUGCCCUGAAUGUUUUAUUCUGUUUGUUGUUUUCGUCAAAGAGUCCGAUGCAGAGCAGAGAAGCCGGAUAAAUCUAGAUUAAUUUGCUGUUUCCUGUCUUCUCAGAGCGGACAGACAGCGUUGUGGAGAGCCUGACAGACACAGACAGCGUUAAAGGUCUGGGAGAAACCACAGACUUCCUCAACAUGGUGAGAAAUCAGUGAAACAUCCUACAUCUGAUCUGAGAAGAGGAACUUGGUGGAUUUUUCGGCUCAUUUUGUCCUUUUUUUCCCCUGCUGAUAGACACACGUGAUGAAGAUGGACCCCAGCGAUCAAACACUAACUUUGUCUCCAGUUCAGAAGGUAACUCGAGUGUCCUGAUGGAACCAAAACUUCUCAAGUUAAAAUGAUUUUUCUCCAUAAACACUCACACCAAACUUUACCUUUACUCUCUUCCAUAUUCAGAGUUAUUAUAAACUUUAUUAGUAGUUUUUAGAAAGCCUAAAAUCAGCCUGAUGAGAUCGAGGGAAGCACAAAAGACCGGGGAGAGGGUUGCAUGUAUGUUUGUUGCAGUCAUGAGUUCACUUUCUCUUCAUUUUUCUCCUUGUCUCUCCUUUUCUUCACUGUGCAUGCCUCUGUUUCAUCCUCUUCUUGCUUUCUGGUGCCGGGGAUAGAGGAAGGGUAAGCAUGGUAAGACUAAAAAAGGGGCAAAAGAUGAGCGUAAAAAGAAGCAGAGUAGUUUCUCUUCUACUCCUUCGUCAGAAAGUCCAGGGCGAGCUUUAUCUGCUGGACUCCUGAGGGGCCACGGCGCUCACUCUUUGGCCCUUAGGAGGCUGAAAACAAGCCAGCAAAACAAAGAGAAUCUGAGCCUGAGUGUGCAAAAGCUGCAAAAGACGCCGAGUAAAAGUAAUCAAACAAGUUUAGGAGACAUUCAGAAGGUCACGUCUAAGCAGCAGAACAGGCAAACUAAGGGGAAAGGACAGCUGAUGGAGGUCAGCAGGAAGCUGGAAACAGACUCUGAACAAAGUGAUGUUCCUGGAGAGAAAGUCUCAGGUGUAGGUUCUGAAUCUGCAGCAAAAGUGAAGCGAGUGCAGUCGAAGUGUGUCAAGAUUAAAAGCAAACCAAUAGCCGUUCAAAGUCAGUAUGAAGCCAACUCAUCUAAAGAAGACACAGAUCUUUCUAAAAAAUCUAAGAAUGAGAAAAACAAAAAAGAGGCUCGGCCGAUGAAAGAGUCUGAACCUGCGGAAGAAAAAAGCCAGGGGUCAAAUCUCGGCCUGCUCGCUGGAGCCACCUCUGUGGCAGCAGGAGCACUUCUAAUGCACGGAGUAAUGUCACAGAGCUCGCAGUCACUGUCAGAAAGCAUCGACAGCAUCCUGAAAGACGGCGCAAAGAAAUCCCAGAGCGAAGAAUCUGAAUCAUGUGACGACGAUUUCAGCAACAAAUCUGCUGUCAGCAUCAACAUCAUCCCUGCGGCUGAAAGUCAGGAUGUCCAGACGAGUCAGAAAGAAACGAGUGAGGAUGAAAGUGAGGAGGAGACAGACUCUGUGACAGUCAAACAGGAGGAAGAGGAGGAUGAGGAAGGGCAGACGACGGGUCCAGAGGUAAGCGAGGCGGAAGAGGAGGAGAAUGUAAGCCAGAGUGCUGAGAAAGUUACAGAGGAAGAGGAUGAAGAGGAAGACGAAGACACUUUGAAAUCAGAGGAAGAGGCAGAAACUGAUGCAGGGAGCAAGAAUAAAGAGGAAGAUGAGAGCAGUGAUGAAGAGGAGGAGGAGGAAGAAGAAGAUGAAACAAGUGAAGUCACAGCAGGAAGUGACAGCAAAGAUGAGACAGCUGGGAGUGAAAGCAUAGAAAGUGAUGUAGAAGAGGAGGAGGAAGAAGAUGAGGAAGAGUCAAGUCAAGAUUCAGAGAGCAAGGGUAGUGAGGAGGAAGAUGAGGAAGAAGAGGAAGAAGCAGAGAGUGAAAGUGAAUCUUUGGUGUCUUCAGAAAAAAGCAAGGACAGUGAUGUAGAGAGUGAGACAGAGGAAGAGGAUGAGGAGAGUACUGCUAAGGAGGAAGAGGAGGAGGAGGAGGAGGAGGAGGAGAGUACUGCUGAGGAGGAGAGCAGUGAGGAAGAAGUGAGUGAAAGUGAGACAGAGAGUGAACAAGAGGAAGAAGAGGAGGAGGAGGAAGAGGCGGAGAGUACUGCUGAGGAGAAGAGCAGUGAGGAAGAAGUGAGUGAAAGUGAGACAGAGAGUGAACAAGAGGAAGAAGAGGAGGAGGAGGAGAGUGCAAACCAAGAGGAGGAAGAAGAGAGUAAUGAGGAGGAGGAGGAAAAAGAAAGUGAUGAAGAAGAAGAUCAAAAAAGUGACGGAGAGGAGGAAAAGGCAGACAGCACAGAAGAAGAAGAGGAGGAGGAAGAAGAGGAGGAAGAGGAGGAGGAAGAGGAGGUUGUCAAAAAGAAAAAGUCAGCUGAAGUGAAAAGACAAAGUACGAAAUCUGGACUCAAACUGAGGUCAGGGGUCAAAGGUCAGGCAGCAGGGGAGUCCGAGGAGUUCUGGGAUGAUGUGUUACCACAGUACCUCAACCUGAAAUAA
Messenger RNA from Xyrichtys novacula (pearly razorfish), 7396 nucleotides. The record is from the annotation of a GenBank genome assembly. Lineage: Eukaryota; Metazoa; Chordata; Actinopteri; Labriformes; Labridae.